This is a messenger RNA of Eriocheir sinensis (Chinese mitten crab), 3573 nucleotides long. RefSeq lists its product as uncharacterized. Lineage: Eukaryota; Metazoa; Arthropoda; Malacostraca; Decapoda; Varunidae. The coding region runs from base 210 to 2297 and encodes 695 amino acids. The record is from RefSeq and is a predicted model, not a curated record. The transcript is spliced from 5 exons.
UGUAUGUGGUGGAGUCCAGUCAGAUGGUUAGUCAAGCCCUGCCCAGCUUAAGAGACGGAUGGCUGGCUCUUUUGUGAUCUGUCCGUAUUCGUCUGUCUCUGUGAGUGUCCGUGUACGCGUGUGUUACCUGUAGGGCACGAUAAUCAAGGACUUCAAACCUCCUUGUCUGGGAUUUCAUAAAGAUCACUCAAGACAUCAUAGCCAGAGAAAUGAGAUCUGUUGUGGUGGUGAUGGUGGUGAUGGUGGUGGGUGGUGGUGUGCUGGCGUCGCGUCUAGGCCAUGGUGGUGAUGAUGUGAUAGACGAAAGUGAAAAAAGAACAGAUCAAAUCCCUCACCUAACCGACGAUAUGAUAGGAACGGUGAAGAUGGGAAGGGGAGGUGAAGGGCAGGACUCCACCACCCCCAUCACCCUCCCCAUCACGACCCUUCCUCCACCUGCACGACUAUACAGAGACUCGGGGCAGGAAAAUGGCAUUCGAUCCUCUGAUAUAGAUUCUGAACCUACUGAAGAGGGAUCUGCUCACUUAAACUCAAUAGGUAAAGAAAACUAUGGCUCAGCACAAGGAAACAGCAUUCGAACCUCUUAUAUAGAUUCUAAACCCAUUGGAAACGACCUCGAUCACUUGAACUCAAUAUCAAAAGCCGAUUAUGGGUCCUUCUACUCUCUACAUGACCCCAAACGACCCCAAACAGACAGAGAUGACCCCGGACGACCCCAAGCAGGCACUGACCCCACAGAUGACCCUCUUACCCAUUGGAGGCGACUCAAGGCCAUAGGAGCCAAUAUGAGGUCAAUACUUCGGAAGCUUACCGACGAAGGACACCAUGAAGGACUCUCUCUCCUCUACUCCUUGAUGGACGUGGAGGAUUACCUGACGCUCCUUCGAACUGCCUAUCUCUCCUUGCAUCCUGACCUCCGACACUACCUCCUGCAAAGACUGGGAGACGCUACCCUAGGGACUAAAGUGUAUCCUUUAGGACCUCUACUUGAUAUCCUUCCAGAUCCUACGACUGUGACGGAGAUAUGGAUUCCUAGAGGCUUAGAGGUCAUAGGUCAAGCCCUCCACAACCAAAGUAUGAAGUUUGUGAACGAACUGGACACAAUAGAGGAGCUUAUGCUGUCCUCAGGGUUCCUACAGGAGGAGAUUGAUCAGAUCCUUUACCUGGUAGGACUCCCGGCUAUCCAGAAACAACAAGUCAUAAUUAGACCCAUGGAUGUACAGGUUAAGGAUUCCGAUCAUUUGAAUUUCAGCAGAUCGCGAAAUGAAGAUGUGGACAAGGGUAUUGGAGGUGGAUAUGGGCUUGGAGGAGUGGGACACGGGCAAGGAAAAGACGGAUAUGAACACAGGCAGGAAGAAGGACACCAACAGAAGUCUCACCAUCCCCAAAGAAGACCGAGAGAUACCCAGGACGAUGGCUUCAGUGAUAUGGGCUUCCGCAGCUCAAAAACUGGACAUGGUUACCAGAGCAUUGGAUACGGGGACUCAAGUGGAAAUAGGGACGCUGGGAAUACUAAUACGGAUGAAACUGGGCAAGGACACGUACAGGACCCACAUCAAGGCCUUAGAAAACCCAGAUCGCAGAGUGGAUAUGGGUACGAGACCAAUGGAUAUGGUCACUCAGGAUAUGGGGAUGUUGCCAGUGCUAGUGGGCAUGGACAGGGGCAUGGAGGAGGUGGGUAUGGGCAUCAGGACAGCUAUGGGCACAGCGGUGGAGGCUACGGGCAUAGUGGGGGCUACGGCUACAUGCAGUAUAUGCCCAAGUACCAUGACCCUUUGGUAAUCCUGCCCGGCCUGGCCUUCCUUGCCUUCCUCUCCUACAUCCUUUACCUCGCAGCCUCCGGGGCAUCAAAAAGGAGCAUCCCAGACAACCCCACCCUGGAGCUUGACCUCUCUGACCUCCCCACGGUGACCCAGGGGAUUGAGAUGACCUUUGAUGAUGUGAAGGAUUUGGAUGCGGAGGAGACAGUGCGGGUCAUAUCCACGUCCCUGAACGGCCUGUGGAGGUCAUGGGGGGGCGGGGGAAGGAGGGAGUGCCUGAGGAUGCGUCUGUGUGAGGCCCUGCAGCUGCCCGCCUUCGCCUCCUCCCUCCCCUCCGCCGCCGCCACUCUCCGGAGGUUGAGUUUGGUCAGCCUAGCGCAUCUUCUGGGCGUCACGGAGGCUGGACGGACAGACGACCAGGUGAGUGCGAGCACCUGGGGAGGCGGCACCAAGGACACGCACACCUGUACACGGACGCCCCCGCUCCUCACCGCCCCCUGCCCCGACACUGCCAGGGAGGGGAGUGCCAAGGGCUGAGUGAGGGCAGGGAGUGACAGCGACGGGAACAGCUGCUGACAGGGAUGGUGACAGUAGCAUCGACAGACAGUGACAGACAUAUACGGUGACGGGGAGAGAGGAGGGACAGGGAAAGUCUAAGGGGGAGCUACAGACACAGUGAAAGUAGCUCGUCAGAGAAGCGGAUAAGACGAACAUGACAUUAGGGAGGCCGUGGCGGUGGCGGUGUGGUCAGUGUGUGGGCGCUAGGUACCGGAGGACCCAGGUUCAAGUCUCGCCUGCCGGUACAAGAUAUAGUUUAACCCGGUAUCAGCGGGGAUCAUGUUUCUUAAAGGCCCCUCUAAGCGAGAAAUAUGAGAAAAAAUCAUCACUCACACAACGCAUAUCAACGCAUUUAUGAUCAGUUUAUGUAUCAUCUAUUUUUGGGGGUUUAUAUCAUGGCACAAAUCUGGCUCGUCGCUGGUACACGGUAAAGCCACAAAUUUGGCCCAUCGCUGCUACUGGGUUAUUAAGGUUGCCGUAUUCAGAUUCAAUAAAGGACUGGUUCAUUAACAGUGCGGUUGAUGUAGAGUAUGUUGAUGAGUGUGUGUGAUGAGUUCCAAUAUGAUGACUACCUUCAGCAAGUGUUUAACCCCUUGACCGCGGAUUUCCAACAAGAAGACCUCACCAAGCUACAGGAAUGGAACAAAAAGUGGCUGCUACAAUUCAAUGGGGAUAAAUGUAAAGUCCUGCACCUUGGGAGAGAAUAUCCAGCAUACCGAUACCACAUGGGAAACACUCCACUAUCCAACCACAAAGGCAGAGAAAAAUCUGGGAGUAUAAGUAACCAGGCUACCAGUGAAGGCCGAAUCCGCACCAGUCACAGCGGACGGGUUAAGUACACUCAGAGAUAGGUAAGGACAGGUGGUGACAGGUAAGAAUAGAUUUGAUUAGCUGUGUUACCUGUCCUCUUGCAGCCUCCUUAAUAAAAACAAAAUAUAUAUUGGUCACGAAAAUAAUAAUAAAGAAAAAUACGAAAAGGAUAACAUGAAGGGAAGCAACGGUAACAGGAAUGGUGUGAAGAAUAGAAUAGAGAAAAAAAAUAGAAAUGCCAGGGGAUGUAAUAAAUCACACACACACACACACACACACACACACACACACACACACACACACACACACACACACGGUACUGUUAUACUCCGUCGCUUUACCGCCGCGCUGACACAUUCUCUUUGCACCUGACGCCUCUCCUCCUCCUCCUCCUCCUCUUCCUGCUUCACCUUUUCCCCUCUUCCUCAUGUGUUUUCUCUCUCUC